Molecule: messenger RNA, 408 nt
Organism: Penicillium taxi
Lineage: Eukaryota; Fungi; Ascomycota; Eurotiomycetes; Eurotiales; Aspergillaceae
Product: solute symporter family transporter
Exons: 1
Coding region: 1-408 (135 amino acids)
Biological process (GO): urea transmembrane transport
Cellular component (GO): plasma membrane
Molecular function (GO): urea transmembrane transporter activity
Source: RefSeq, a predicted model, not a curated record
AUGGGCCUCGGGUGUAUAGCUCUGACGGGCAACCCGCACUUUCCGACCUAUCCAAAUACAUUGACUGUCGAGCAGGUGAAUGCCGGUCUAUCUGCUCCAGCUACAGCAAUUACCCUUCUUGGAAAAGGCGGUGCCGUGCUCCUGCUCAUUCUACUAUUGAUGGCAGUCACCAGUUUCACCUCAGCCGAGCUGAUUGCAGUAUCUUCUUUGUUGACCUUUGACGUCUAUAAGACAUACUUGAGGCCAAACACUAGCUCCACUGAGGUAGUUAAAGUCAACCAUUGGACUAUUCCCUGUUAUGCAGUUUUUUUGGCGGCUUUCUGCUGCAUACUGAACGCGGCGGGCAUCAGCCUGACGUGGAUCCUCACCGUUCUGGGUGUUAUAGUCGGCGGUGCAGCUCUUCCCUAG